AUGGCCGCAUGGUGCAGUAGACGGAAUCUGAAAGUCAGAGGCUGUACCAAUAUCCAUGUCUCCACGGAACUCAUUAUCAAAGGGGCUCGUGGCGAAUACAAAGAAAGUAUUAACUCACAAAGACCGUAUCGAAGAGUGGUAUUGCUACCCUCUCACGAAGGGGCAGACACGAUAGAGCCAAAAUAUGUGACCUUGAUCGGGGAAAGUGAUCUUGUGCCGAAUAGAUCCUCACUCGUUACGAGGCUAGCUCUUGACUACACUACUGGCAAAAGGAUAGACGAUCCAGGAGCGCCUUCAGAGCGAGAUUGCAUAGCCAAGACUAAUGGUAAAAGUUGUAACCUAUCAUGGAGGCCUGUCCCUCUAGACCCUGCUCCGGUACCGCUCUGCCAUAGUCAUAUUAGAACUCUCGCGUGGCUGAGGGACUUUGACGGACGUGAUCCAAAGCAAACUCCCUUGUGGGAUUCAAAUAUCAUAAGUGUUCAAGAUGUGAUCGAUACAUGGCAGAGAGAACGCGAAUAUCAGAGAUUGAAUUGCGGAAGAAUCGAGAUCAAUCAGGCCCACAUAUACAGGAGAUGUAGACAAGAAUACAAUGACGCUCUUAGUCAGCAGAGGUCUUAUCGACCUACGUACCUAGAUGAUUCUCACUUAGAAUCGCACGCAAUAGAAGAAGGCCAUCUGCAAUAUGGUGAAGGGGUCGCUAUCCCCUUACCCGUCAGAAGGACAGGCGAUGACAGUGACAAUGAUUCAGAUAAGGCCCUCGCUGGCUUUGGACAAUCUUAUGACGACGCUUCUGCCAUGAACACUGACGUAGACUUCAUUGCUCGGGCGAUUGCCAGUCACCAGCACCAUGGGGUGCACGCAAGUGAAGGUUUAGAUACACACUACCAUCCGACACACAACCCCCGUUACCGUACUCCUGCAGUCCCGAGCCAUUUAUCGCCUGGUUCUCAAAAUCAUUAUCGAGGUAACUAUCCCAUUCCAAUGCAAUUCCGACCACAAAAUCCUUCAGAAGACUUCCUGAACAGCGGGUCAUACAUACCAUUGUCGAAUCAACGUCAUUUCCCUUCGCCUCUUUCAGAAAACUCUUGGCAAACUAACGAUUUCCUACAAACACCAGGUCAUGUUUCCGGAUAUCAGCAGCCUGGGGGGUCAAACUUCUACUGUCCACCUAGUACAGAUUAUGAUCUUCGGAACCAUCGUACACUCCAUCUCACAAACAGUCUCGGUACACCAGAAACUGGUUAUGUAGCACAAAUUCCUUCGACUUAUAAGACGGACUUGGCGAUGACAGAUAUCAGCGAGGAAGCUUGGGAGGAUAGCCAGCGUUUAUCAAGGUACCAACAACCGGCACCUUCUCAUUCAGACUCCACGAUGGACCACAUUACUGAUGAGGAAUGGGACAAAGCCCAGAGCGCCCUGGCUGAGCUGCAAAUAAACAGCAAACUUUGGGAUGGUACAUGA
Kwoniella shivajii is the source of this 1461-nucleotide messenger RNA. RefSeq lists its product as uncharacterized. The record is from RefSeq and is a predicted model, not a curated record. Lineage: Eukaryota; Fungi; Basidiomycota; Tremellomycetes; Tremellales; Cryptococcaceae. The transcript is spliced from 4 exons. Bases 1 to 1461 code for a protein of 486 amino acids.